Messenger RNA from Diaporthe batatas, 3588 nucleotides. RefSeq lists its product as uncharacterized. The transcript is spliced from 2 exons. The record is from RefSeq and is a predicted model, not a curated record. Bases 1 to 3588 code for a protein of 1195 amino acids. Lineage: Eukaryota; Fungi; Ascomycota; Sordariomycetes; Diaporthales; Diaporthaceae.
AUGUUGAAGGGAUUUCUACUCGGCCUCGCCGGUGUCGUAGUCGUCGACUCGAUGCCGGCUCAAACUCAUGGCCAGACUCUCACUGCCGGCGCUACUCCAGGCGCAACCCCAGACUUUGGCGCGGGCUCAUUUGGUGUCAAUCCUUCGAAGACUGUGCCCAAUAUUGUGAGCGAUUUGGUGGACAAUUUGAUACCUUUUCACCCCAAGACUCCAAAGACCACGACCGAGGAGCCCAAGAACUCGUCCACCUCAUCUAGCACGACAACACCCGCUACCACAUCUGUCGGGACCACCGAGACCGACACGACUAAGCAAAACACAACGAAGAAUUUCAGCCCAGCGACUACUUCAUCUACUAUAGCGCCACUACCAACUGGAGUGAAAGAUGUCGUCAACAGUCUUGACAAAUCCAAGAAGAACAGAGACUUAGCGAUUGGUCUCGGUGUUGGAUGUAAGUACACCAAAAUGGGGCGCCCCCUUGCCCUGACUAAACCCCCCUCCUCACCAUGGCCAUGUCAUGUGGGAAUGUAUACCACAUUGGGAGUUGGUGUUCCGGCCCCUGCGGGGCUCUUCGGCUGGAUCUCAAAGAUGUGGGCAUCGUCUAAGGGCGACUCAGACGUUGCCACUACCCUAGGAGAGGCCAUGCCACGAAUGAGACUAGGCGAAAUCCCCGACUACUCAGGUGCUAGCUCCUACAGCUACUCUGAUCUGACACGCGAUUACCAUGACUUUUGGGGUCGGCCUGGGGAGAUAGAUACCGACUUCAGCGACUUAGACUUCUAUGACGAGUCCAUCUCGUCCGAUCAAAUAAUUGAACGCUGGAUUGACCAGAUAGAAAAAGGUGCCAGCAAAGGUGGCUCUCCUCCAAGUGGCUCUACUCCAGGGGGCUCUACUCCAGGAGGCUCUCCUCAGAGGGGCUUUCCUCCAGGGGGCUCUACUCCAGGGGGUUCUACUCUAGGUGGCGGUGACGACGGUUCGCGCGGCGACGACGACGACCGUGAUAGAUGGGGAGAGGAGUCUAGAGGCGAGAGUCUGGGAAGUCAUGUAUCUGAUGCAUUGGACAGGCUUUACCAAACGAUGGCCGAACAUGGCUACGAUCAUAACGCGGCACACCAGGCCCUCCACAGGUUCGGCCAGGACUUGGCGCGGGCAGAAGCUUCAGUGGCACGGGAAGAUCUCCUCACAGGACCUGGCUCUGGAGGAUCCGGUAAUGGUGGAUCUAACGCCGCCACAGUGGUCGAUCAAGCUGCUAAUGCGGCUUUGAGUGAGGCUUCUCAAUGGAGGCAAGUAAGAUUGGAGGGGCUUGUCAAGAACGCGGCGGAGAAGGCGGCAGGUGCCUAUUCCAAUGCCGAAAGAUUCAAAGCUCUCGAAUAUGCUGGAGUUCCUGACGUUGUUGUCCAGCCCACUUGGAAUGAUGUGGCUGAUGCCAUGGAGGAGGCGCGGCCCCGCGGAACAGAGGCCGUGUAUGAAGCCGCCCUCAACACCAUCGCUGACCGCCUCACGAUGCGAGACGUGGAUUUUGCAGAGGCAGGGAAUGUCGCUUGGUACGAAGGGAAAACACAUAAGGCUUUCAAGGAAGCCCUGAGCACUGCAGGGUUUGUUGAGGAUUCUUUUGACCGCACGAUAAAACACGUGGGUGAUGCCAUCGAUUCGGCUACUCACAACAAUGCCGACCCCGUCUGUGCUGCGAUCCGCGCGGUCAGAGAAGCUGCGGCGUUUCCUCCGAAUGUCAGAGAGACCAGAUCUUGGAGUGUCAACGCCCCUGAUGAGAUCAAAAAGGCCCUUCUCGACGUCCUCAAAUCCUCGCACAACUUCUGGCCCCGGUACGCCAAUGCUAUGUAUGACGUCUUGAAGAAGCUCGAGAACAAGCCGCAUUCCAAGGUUCUGGAUGACAUGCUUGCCGAUGGACCACCACCAAAGAUGGCUCCUUAUAGGGGUAUCUACUAUCCUUACCGCCGGGGAACGAUUCCAGGCCAUGGCGUGGAACCAGUUCCAGUCACGCCUGUCGAAGCCCAUCGAGAUUUCAUAUAUGCGAAUUCGACAGCCCCCUGGUUCUGCGGAAAUCAUACGCACUACUCCCUCAUGGUAUCUGCCUCUGAAGACAAGGAUGUUGUGGCUGACGGCCUUCGAAACUUGAAUGAUGGUCAAGAUAGGAGGGACCGCUAUCUUGCCCGGCUGAGAGAUAAUCAAGACAGAGUCGCUAAGCUGGCGAACGCGGUGCCGAUCGCGCUUUGCAGACUGCGUCUCGAUCCGCACAUGCCGGACUAUCAGACCCCUGCGACGAUGGGAUACAAUCGCACAUCUCACGCAUUGCUGCGGAUGUGGAAAUCGGUUCUUCAGAGCAAGAGCAUUCGAAUUGACGCUGGUGGGGUGAAUGAUUGUGCAAACCUGACGUCAAAGCAAUUCUCCGAUGUCAAAAGCAUGUCCAACCAGUCGCUGUACGAGGCCACGGACAAAUACCACCAGCUCAAGAAAACCUCGCUCGAGAAGCUUGCGAGAGACGAUCAUGUUUUGUUCCAUUGGAUCCGCACAUGGUCGGUCCCGAUCGUGCAGUGCAAGCUUCAGCUUUUGCUGAGAACACCUGACACUCCCGAGGAGGAUCUGACCAAGUAUCGAACCUCCAUUCAGAGCAUGAGCGAAGUUGCGCAGAAUUUGUAUGACAUCAAUGCAGCAGCACCGAUACCGACGGCCCCACCGCAAGAUCCGAUCCACCUUCCAAAGCUGGAGUGGCCCUUCGAAGGGCGCGGUUGUCCGUUUCGCUGGAAGUUUUCGGGACCUCCUAAAGGGGACGGGCCUGAGGGGACCAAAGAAGCGGUGAAGUUUACAGACCAAGUGAUCGACCAUUUGGACACUUUUCAGCAACGCCGGGGCGACUAUUUGCAGUACAUGAAGGAGCACGAAAACGAGAUCGUCAAAGCUACGGAGGCCGUGGAUGAGAUGCAAUGUCUUACCCGUGUGGGGUGGGGUCUUGACAAGAAGCUCUGGCCGAUACUUCAAGACAUGUCGCUGGCACUGCGAACACUCUUUUUGGAACUCCACGCUCCCGCCGCUGAUCCAGCAAAGACACCAGAGUUCGUGGACGUGGAGACGCCGACCUCGAAGCUUCACAUGCGUGAGCACCCUUUCUGCCCUGACUUCAGGCAGCAUGGAGAUUUGGGCAGUUUGGAGGACCCGAGGUUUAUGGUUCUUCUCUACGACCCUCAGAGGAAGGAUGAGGAAUAUCGUCGUGCUUUUGAAGGUUUCAAGAAGCUGGCCUUUGAAUCUAUGGACCUUUUCAAAAAGUACGGCGACGGAUACCUCCGGUACAUGCGAUCACGCCCUGAAGAACUCGCCUUGACGAUUAAGGUGUUGAAAGACAUGGAUUGCGCCAUCCGUGGAGAGAUCAGAGAUCGGUUCUUGGAACAGAAGAAGAAAGCUUUCUCGCCGUUCCUGGAUACUAAAGAGAAGGUUGAUCAUUACACCACUACACUGCUGAAGAUGUUGAAGGCACUGCAACAACUAGUGACCAUCACAAGGCCAACCAGUAUGCCAGAGGUGUUCAAAUUGUGUCGCGUCCGCGAUGGGGAACUACAGUGCCCUCUGCUUUAG